Molecule: messenger RNA, 1961 nt
Organism: Centruroides sculpturatus (bark scorpion)
Lineage: Eukaryota; Metazoa; Arthropoda; Arachnida; Scorpiones; Buthidae
Exons: 5
Coding region: 543-1826 (427 amino acids)
Source: RefSeq, a predicted model, not a curated record
UUAGUUAGGAAGCAAUAUUUUACAAUUUAAAUAAUUUUUACUGUAGUAAAGUGUAACAUUGAAUCUGUUAUAAAUCGCUGAAUGUUUAGAUCCAGAAUAUUUUUUUUCGAACGACUGACAAAUUAUAUAAACUUACUUAGAUUGGACUUCGCUUCUGUUUGCGAAUAAUUUACGCACGAUAUUUCGCAACACACACUCGAAAGGGUGAAAAACCUAUCUUCGAAGCGAUUACUUUUCUAUAAAAUUCAGCUCUAUAAAGGAUACUCGCAAUUGAGUUACUAGUUACACACUGGAAUCAUUUAUUUCUAUCUGAGUUUUGUGGUUUGAUAGCCAGUACAAUUCUGUUGUACUUAUUUUUAAUUACAAUAACAUCGUCUUCUUUCUCUCUCGGUCGACCAUUCGAAUAUCAACACUAACAAAAUCCCAAGAAAUAGCGUGUUGAGGAAGAUAUUAUAGCUGAUACUUCUCUCUUGUAAGAAAUACGGAUGAUUUUGUUUGUUUGACUUUUCUGAGAUAACAAAAAAAAUACUACAUUUUAUUUUAUGACGAAAUCGAUAUGCUAUAAUUACAUUUGUUCUUAUCGUGACAAUAGCACUAUGAAUAACAGCAAAGAAAACGACUAUCAACGACAAAUAAGAGUACUCUCUUUUCUCAUAGUGCUGCUUUAUUUGAUUGUUCUCGCUCAACCUUUUAUCUUUAUCUAUUUACUUCAAUAUUCCCACAUUCGAGUUGUUUCAUCCGAUAUAGAAGAGCGCAUUAUCAAGUCUGAGAAAACUAACGGUGACGUCAAUUAUAACACUACACCUCACCAAGUUGAAAAAAGGGAAAUUUCGUCUGUAGUCGAAAAAGAAUGCGGAAAUAAUUGUCUUCUUCAAUCUAAAAUAUGCGAAAAAGACGACGAUUCAGUUACGCUGAAUGGAAAGUGUAAUAUAAAAAAAUCUGAUCUCUGCGAGUAUUGUUUUACCGCCGAAGACAUUUGUAAAAGAAAUAUAACAGAAUUAAAAGGGGAAGAGGAGAAAAAAAAUGGUGAUUCAAAAGAAAAGAAGGGACAAACCAAACAUUGCACUCUCGACAAUAUUACAUAUCAUCAAACUUUUCCAUUUACAACAUUUUAUGAAGAGGUUAUAUUUUCUUCAAUACAAUUUGAACAGGAUUCCGAAGGCAGUUUGAAAAUUUUGAUAAAGGAAAAAGACAGGCCCAUCAUAAAAGAAUAUAAAUUACACAAAGACGGAAAUUAUAAAUUGGUUAAGACAAUUGUUUUACCUGACGGAACGAAAGAUUUUGGAUAUAUAUACAAUAAAAGUUAUUACAGUCAACAUGGUUACCUACACAAAGUCGUCAAAUACAAUUUUGAGACUGGGGAAUCGACAACAGGAGAGAAACUCUGUCAAAUUCCAGUUUACAAUACCUUAGUAUUCCGCUUAGACCAGAAUUAUAUCUGGAUAUUUAACUUACUAAACUUUACCUUAAAAACUUAUGAGGCGGUUCAAAUUAAUCCGGAAAAUUUACAUGUUUUGUCGCAGCAAGAUAUUAAACAAAAUUAUUGUUACAUCAGAAAUCAAUUCGUUGCUUUUGGCAAGAUUUAUUGUCUUUCUGAUGGCGAUAAGUUAAAGGUUUAUCUUUUGUCGGAUUUAAACAAAAAGAAAAAUUCGCAUAUUACCGAUAAUGAAGAAGUGUAUAUCGACAGGGAAGCAGAAUUUAAUCUUAUGGAUCAGUUCUAUAAUUUUAAAGAAAGACAACUUUAUCUAACUGAUCUAUCAUUUGUAACUAAUAAUUAUACCAUUCAUAGUUACAAAUUACACUUCAAUUGUUCAUAUGAAAAGUAAAAAGUUACAUCGUAACAUUCAUUAUAAUGAUUCAUUUCCUUAUUAAUUAAUUUCCUUCGAAUUGUUUGAAGUGUCGAACUGUUUACAUUUUUUAAUAAAGUUUUGUAUUACAUUUCAAUAAAUGUUUUAUCUUUU